Fusarium sp. VM40 is the source of this 507-nucleotide messenger RNA. The record is from the annotation of a GenBank genome assembly. NCBI's taxonomy places the organism in Eukaryota, Fungi, Ascomycota, Sordariomycetes, Hypocreales, Nectriaceae.
AUGGCCUCAAUUGCCCGGUCUCUCCGCGUCGCUGCCCCUCUGGCUAGGGGUAUCGCUCCUCGCGCUUCUAUUCGCACACCAAUCCGAGCAUUCUCAUCCACCAAAUUGAACCUCGCUCGCAAAUACACAAAGGACCACGAAUGGAUCGAUCUCUCGGCCGAUAAGAAGCACGGUUUCGUUGGAAUUUCAGAAUACGCUGCCGAGCAGCUUGGUGACGUGGUCUACGUUGAGCUCCCCGAACCUGGUUCAUGGGUUGAGCAAGGCGAUGCUGUAGGCGCCGUCGAGUCAGUCAAGUCUGCCAGCGACAUCAACGCCCCGAUCCGCCUACGCGUUCUCCAAAUCAACGAUAACCUCGAGGAGAAGCCUUCUACCAUCAACAAAGUUCCCGAGGACGAUAGCGCUGGUGGUGGCUGGAUCGCAAAGGUCGAAGUUGAUGAGGAGGGUGCCAAGCAAUUCGAGAAACUACUAGAUGCCGAGGCCUACAAAGCUUUUGCUGGAGCCGAAUAA